This is a messenger RNA of Caenorhabditis sp. 36 PRJEB53466, 382 nucleotides long. NCBI's taxonomy places the organism in Eukaryota, Metazoa, Nematoda, Chromadorea, Rhabditida, Rhabditidae. The record is from the annotation of a GenBank genome assembly.
AUGGGCGUCGAGAUCAACAUUCUGAAGGAGGGAGACGGCGUCACCUCGCCAAAGGCCGGCCAAACCGUCACUUGCCACUACGUGCUCACUCUUGAGAACGGAAAGAAGAUCGACUCGUCGCGCGAUCGUGGACAGCCGUUCAAGUUCAAGAUCGGCAAGGGAGAGGUCAUCAAGGGAUGGGACCAGGGAGUCGCUCAGGUUAGUAUAAACGUUCCGUCUGAACAACGCUUUAAAAUUUACUUUUUCCCUGCAGAUGACUGUCGGUGAGAAGUCGAAGCUCACCAUCUCGCCGGAUCUCGGAUACGGAACCCGCGGAGUGCCACCACAAAUCCCGGCCAACGCCACUCUCGUCUUCGAGGUCGAGCUCCUUGGAGUCAACUAG